This is a messenger RNA of Hipposideros armiger (great roundleaf bat), 1268 nucleotides long. RefSeq names its product ADP-ribosyltransferase 1 (gene ART1). Bases 167 to 1150 code for a protein of 327 amino acids. The record is from RefSeq and is a predicted model, not a curated record. The transcript has 6 exons. Lineage: Eukaryota; Metazoa; Chordata; Mammalia; Chiroptera; Hipposideridae. Gene Ontology annotation, molecular function: NAD+ poly-ADP-ribosyltransferase activity; NAD+-protein-arginine ADP-ribosyltransferase activity.
GCAGGAGACCAACACCAGCUUCCCAGCCUUGGAGAAAGCCUAGAAAAAGGUCCUGAAGGAUGGAUGGGUGCCAUGGUCACAGGCCACCCCCGUCCCUACUGGCAGGCAUGGAUGAGAAAACUGAGACCCAAAGAGAGACAGUAACUUACCCAGGGUCACCUCCACCAUGCAGACUUCUGCCAUGAUGUCUCUGCUGUUUGUGUCCAUGAGCCUCAUGGAAGCACUUCAGGCCCAGAGCCACCCCAUCACACGACGAGAACUUUUCUCUCAAGAAAGGCCCCUGGACAUGGCCCCAGCCUCCUUUGAUGACCAGUACACUGGCUGUGCAGCAGCCAUGACAGCUGCUCUCCCAGAUCUCAAUCGCACGGAGUUCCAGGCCAACAAAGUGUAUGCUGAUGGGUGGGUGCUGGCAAGCAGCCAAUGGCAGGAGCGCCAAGCCUGGGGGUCAGUGUGGGGCCUUAGCCCCACCCGGCUGCCCCCGCUGCCCCCCGGCUUCCGAAAUGAGCACGGGGUAGCCAUCCUGGCCUACACAGCCAACACACCCCUGCACAAGGAGUUCAACGCAGCUGUGCGCGAGGCAGGCCGCACCCGAACCCACUACCUCCACCACUUCUCCUUCAAGACGCUCCAUUUUCUGCUGACCGAGGCCCUGCAGCUGCUGAGCAAGGCCCAGCGUUCGCCCCAGUGCCACCAGGUGUUCCGAGGGGUGCAUGGCCUGCGCUUCCGGCCAGCAGGGCCCGGGGCCACUGUCCGGCUGGGAGGCUUUGCCUCCGCGUCCCUGCAGAAUGUUGCAGCCCAGCAGUUUGGUGAGGAAACCUUCUUUGGCAUCUGGACCUGUCUCGGGACCCCCAUCAAGGGCUACUCCUUCUUUCCUGGGGAGGAGGAAGUGCUGAUACCCCCCUUUGAGACCUUCCAGGUAAUCAACACCAGCAGACCAGCCCAGGGCCCCUCCCGCAUCUACCUCCGGGCCCUGGGCAAGCAAAGCACGUACAACUGCGAGUACAUCAAAGACAAGCAGUGCAAGUCUGGGCCCUGCCGUCUGGAUAACUCAGCCAUGGGUCAGGACCCCCUUUCUGCAGCCUGGUACCUUCCAUUGCUGCUCUGGUUCCUUGUCGGCGGAGCCUUUACAGAGAGUCCAGGACUCCUCUGAUCAUCAGACCUUGAAGAGCCCUGCCUGCCACCUCUGCCCAGCACGAGGAUGUCAGCCAUGUGUAUGCUUUAAGUGUCAAGAUCCAUGGAAACUCCAUCUGCCGGGAACUCUGGGACCU